This is a messenger RNA of Nerophis lumbriciformis (worm pipefish), 1906 nucleotides long. RefSeq names its product Rho guanine nucleotide exchange factor (GEF) 3, like (gene arhgef3l). Lineage: Eukaryota; Metazoa; Chordata; Actinopteri; Syngnathiformes; Syngnathidae. Gene Ontology annotation, molecular function: guanyl-nucleotide exchange factor activity. Gene Ontology annotation, biological process: intracellular signal transduction; positive regulation of Rho protein signal transduction. The record is from RefSeq and is a predicted model, not a curated record.
GUUUUGCACCCUGCCUGAGAAGAGCACUUACAUUUUGAAGUGUGACCUGAAAGGAUGUGGUUGAGUGAGAGAUAAGGAAGAACCAGAUGAGGAAGAAGUUACACGGAGCUCUUCAAAACAGGCACUUUACGAAACGAAAGACGUUAGGUCUAAAAAGUGAGGGGGAAUUUCGUGAUGGAUUUGUGAUGAUGCUUUGACGACAAAGAAGAUGGAAGUGGAAGAGAUCUGUGAGACAAGGACUUCCUGGUCACUAAUAGAAGGAACAAAGUCAACCGACUGCUGUGACCAUACUGGAAAGAAGAGAAAACAAUACUCAACACCAGAAGCUGUGAUCAGAAUCCCUGAGCAGGAUGAAGAGGAGGAGGAACAUGAAGAAGAGAGUGAAAUGCUACCUGAGCACAAUGAUUUACAGGAGCCCUGUAACAAACGGGUCAAGCCUGUGGUUAAGUCCAACAGCCUAACAGGGGUCAUCACUCCAGUGAAGACGCCUGCCCUCAAACGUAUCGGACAGUCAAUUUCGCGAUCUAUAAGUUUCCGCACGGAGGUGCGACCUUUGCCCACGCCGCCUGUACGUUCUCGCACAAAGGGCUCAUCGUUUCCAAGGAGGUGCAACAGCCAGUGCUGGAGUGACACGGUGGAGAGCCACCACCUCACAGCCAAGGAGAUCAAACGUCAGGAGGUCAUCUACGAGCUGACUGAGGGAGAGCGACAACUCAUCGAAGACCUCAGUCUGGUGAAGAAGGUGUACUAUGAGCCCAUGUUGAAGCUGGAUAUCAUGACCGAGACUGAGCUCAUGCAGAUUUUUGGCACGCUGGACUCUCUGAUUCCUCUCCAUGAAGAUUUGCUGAGACGUCUUGAGCGUCUGAGGGGGUCGGAAAAAACUGUCGGAGCGGUGGCUCCCACUCUAAUGAAUUGGUUCCCUGGCCUGGAAGCCUACGUCACAUACUGCUGCAACCAGGUGGGUGCCAAAGCCUUGCUGGACCAGAAAAAACAGGAAAAGAGAGUGGAGCAGUUCUUGCGCCUGUGCCAGGAGUCCUCGUUUAGCAGGAAAUUGGACCUCUGGAACUUCCUGGAUCUGCCUCGAAGCCGUUUGGUUAAAUAUCCGCUUCUGCUGAAAGAGAUCCAGAAGUGCACACCUGCAGAGCACCCUGAUGAGUUCACAUUACCUGAUGCAUUGGAACUCAUCCAAAGCAUUGUGGCAGAGGUAAAUAAGAAGACAGGGGAGGCUGAGUGUCAGUUCUAUAGGCGGGGGCUCAACUACCUUGAAGACUGCCAGAGAUUACCAGAGAUCCAACAGUCUCGUUUCCUCUACUGUCACGGAGAGCUCAAAAACAACAAGGGUCAGCGGUUACAUGUAUUCCUAUUUGAGCUUGCUAUGGUUUUGACGAGACUGGGAGAGGACAGGGACGGUGGUCACGUGUUCCACAUCUACAGACAACCGCUGCCAAACGCUUCCUUAAACCUGGAGGUGAUUCCAGAUGGAGAAGCAGGUGGAGGGGGCUCCUUCAGAGGAGCCUUCACGGGGGGAAAUGAUAAAGUGAAGAACUGUUUUCGUGUGAGCAGCAGGGGGCGCUCCAAGGCUCACUCAUACAGCCUGCAAGCCAAUGACUCCUUUAGCAAGCAGCAGUGGGUCACCUGUCUUCGCCAGGCCAUGGUCCAGUCUCGAGACAGGAGGGCUCAGAGCAGGCAGUCGGUGGCUCCUCCGCAUUCCGACCCCGCUGUGUGUCACAUAGCUGACCUCAGCCUCAAUUCUGAUGCUGAGAUGGCAGACGUCACCAGCCGCUAUUGAUGGAGUGUCUGGUAUUGACACAAAUGGUUGACUUAUUGGGUGCAUCCUGAACAAUGCUAUUGAAUGUAAAUUUAACAUGAGCAAAUGUGUUUUUUUAAAAUAAACUGACACUUUAAA